Messenger RNA from Paramacrobiotus metropolitanus, 1722 nucleotides. Its product is annotated as 5-methylcytosine rRNA methyltransferase NSUN4-like. NCBI's taxonomy places the organism in Eukaryota, Metazoa, Tardigrada, Eutardigrada, Parachela, Macrobiotidae. Gene Ontology annotation, molecular function: methyltransferase activity. Bases 182 to 1600 code for a protein of 472 amino acids. The record is from RefSeq and is a predicted model, not a curated record. The transcript has 5 exons. Gene Ontology annotation, biological process: RNA methylation.
UUCCAUUUUUAUGCGUUUCUAACGGAUUGUUCGCGGUCUUGUUGUUAUUUUUUUAAAAGACAAUUUUUAAAUAUUUUUUGUUGUUUUCUGUACUACGGAAAAAUUAAGUGGAGACAGAUCUGUGAACUUUGAAUUGAUAUUUAUUUAUCGGUUUGUCGAGGGUGCUCUUUCUUUUCCGGAGAUGUUGGCCUCUUGUUGUAAAUCGGCUGUGCUGACGAGAAACCAGCUUCCAGGCCGUGCUUUGAUCCAGUGCCGUCACAAAUACAAGAAAAAAUGGGCUGAAACACGGCGAAGCAAUGCCCCUGUUGAUUUGGCGAUUGACGCUUUUGACGGCAUGUACGGGAACGGAUUGUACGAGCGCCAGUGGCCUUCCAUCCGUCUGGCACUCCUUUCCUUGCCCAAAUACUGUGCCGUCAUCAAUAAUUUCAGUGGUCGUCGGGAUGAAGUGCAGGCCAGACUGGUUGAAUUGGGAGCGAUGCCGUUGGAAACUUUGGUGCGGAAGGUGCAGCCGCCCCACGCUACCGUAGCAGCUCAUAGCGGCGAUAGUGAUGCUGCAGCAGACAGUGCAAAAAGUGUCUCAACAGCGGCAUCGGAUGAUCGACCGUCGGAUGUUAAUGACAGAUUACGGAGUUUAGCCGGUAUUGCAAAUCAGGAAAAUGCUGGCGAGGAAGCAGCGGCCGAGGAAGAUGCGGAAUUUAUGCCCGCCACGAAAUUCGUGGAGGAGACCAUUGAACCGCCGCCGAUGCGCAUCGAUUUGUCAUCCAUCGAGCGUAGUCAGCAUCCCGUGGUGCAGGAUGAAUUUCCCCCGAGUAUACCGUAUUUCCUGAAAGUGCUGGUGUUUCCACGCGGGGAUGUCACGCGGUUCCCGGCUCCUAAAAAGGAUCUGAGUGGAUUCCAUGAAUACUACCUUAUGGAUGCCGCCUCACUACUUCCGGUGAUCGCUUUAGGCCUCCGUCCAGGUGAUAUUGUAUAUGACAUGUGCGCGGCUCCAGGUGGAAAAUCCCUAACCAUGCUGCAAACAUUAUUGCCAGGACAUUUGACGUGCAAUGAUGUCUCGGAGUCGAGAACGAAGCGCCUGAGCAAAGUACUGCAGGAUUUUUUCCCACUGGACACCGCCGAGAUGCCGUGCCGCGUGCAGAUAACGAAUCACGACGGCGCAUGGUACUACAGUGAGGCCGAUGAUAAACCCGAUCGGAUACUGGUGGAUGCGCCGUGCACGAAUGAUCGUGUUUCCUGUACAGAAAAUGAGAACAAUAUGUUUACGAGUCGGCGUACCGCCGAUCGCAAUGCGGCUCCGCAGCGACAGCUGGAGCUUUUGAUGUGCGCCUGUGAUGGUGUGAAAGUUGGUGGCACGGUGGUCUAUUCUACGUGUUCACUAUCGCCGGUACAAAAUGAUGGUGUGGUGCAUCUGGCCAUUACCGAACUGGAGCGGUUACACAAGAUUAAAAUGGCGGUUGUGGAUACUUCUCCUUUUCGGGAAAUCUUUAAUCGUGUGUUUCGCUUUUUGAACACUGGCAGUGUGUACGGCCAAACGAUAUUGCCUUUUGUUCCGAAUAAUUUUGGUCCCAUGUACUUUUCUAAAUUGCUCAGGCUUCAGUAAAAAUUAUUUCCAGUAGUUUGAAGCUGUUUUUGACAACGGGAUUUCUUCAGCUGAUUCCCCGUUUAAUGCUUUCGAUUUGACGCUGACUUACGUUAUCUGGUGGUCGAAAUAAAAAAAUAUAU